CUAUUCGCUCUCAGCCAAAAAUGAUCAACUACGUUUGAGAAACUUGGGAUAAGUUGGAUAGCAAUAGGAAAUACAAGAAGAGGAUGAGAUAAGGAUUUAAAGCCCCGCCUUUCAUUUCCCUCUUCUUUCUUUCCCCAUUCAGUCACAAAACACACACCACCCCUCCAUCGCCUGAGCUUCAACAGAGAUACCCAGAAACUAGAACUACCGUUGGCUUACCCAAUUUUCGUUUGGGUUCCUGAGAAAAAACCAAAAGGUAAAGAAAGUAUGAUACUAUUUUAGUGGCUGACUGCUCCCCCAACUUCCCUAUUUAAACAUGACGACAGUAAUUUCAAGUUCCAUAAACAAUGUUCUACUUAUUAAUGGAACUCCAUUUGCAACAAGGAAAACCCAAUGUUUGAAAAGAUGCAAUCUUUUAAAGAUCUCUUCCAAACAUGCAUGGUCCUCGCAAAAGUGCGUCUUACCUCUAUCGAGAUCUGUUGGAUCGCUUCCACGGUUCAGAAGUGGAUUUUUUUUACAACGUAAAUCAAGAAUCCAUAUAACAUGUGCCACUGGAAGUGAAAGUGGAACUGAUUUAGCUAUAGAGGAAGCAGAUUCUCCCAUUGCAGAUGAAGACUCUAGUGCAGCCUCCGAAAUUCCAACAGAUGCAGUUGGAACAAGUGAAGAAUCCCCUGUCAAAUCAGAUGCUAGUAUCGGUCCAGCUCAAAGCAGACGUUCAAGUUCUACAAGGAAGAGUGAGAUGCCACCAGUAAAGCCCGAGGAACUGGUUCCUGGUGCAGCAUUCACUGGGAAAGUGAUGUCUAUCCAGCCAUUUGGAGCUUUUGUUGAUUUUGGAGCUUUCACGGAUGGCCUGGUACAUGUUUCCCAGUUGAGUGAUGGCUUUGUUAAGGAUGUUGGAGACGUUGUUUCUGUAGGGCAAGAGGUGAAGGUGAGGUUAGUGGAAGUAAACAUGGAGACAAAACGCAUAUCUCUCACUAUGCGGGAAAGUGCUAACACCAGUGAGAUGCAGCAAAGGAAGGACAGUCCUGCCAGUAGUGAUGAAGGAAGACCCCCCAGGACGAGCACGCCAAGGUAUGACCAGAAGAGAGAUGAUGGGAAGAAAUCAUUCUCGAACUUUGAGCUGGGACAGGAACUUGUGGGCAUAGUUAAGAACUUAACCAGAUCGGGUGCUUUUAUCUCUCUCCCUGAUGGGGAGGAAGGAUUCCUGCCAUCAGCCGCAGAGGAAAUGGAUGAUGGAUUUAACCCAUUUGCGCGCUUUGAGGAGGACAGCGGAUCUUCAGUGGAGAUUGGUGAAGAAGUUAAUGUGCGCGUGUUGCGUAUCUCAGGUGGACGGGUAAUCUUAACCAAGAAGCCAGGAGUAAAAAAAGUAGAUGAUGAUAUUAACGAUGAUGAUGAGGAGGAGGAGAAUGGAGCGCCGGAACUAAUGGAUUGCUUCGGGGCCGUCCAUAAACGAACAAAUCCUUUUCUGUUGGCUUUUCAUAAGAACGAGGAUAUUGCUGCAUUUUUGGAUCAGAGGGAGAAAGAAGAAAAGUUCGAUCAAACUGGAACCAUGGUUGAGGAAGUGCAGGAUCAACAAGAAAGCACCAGUGAGGGGUUGGUUAGUACAGUGACUGGAGAGGAUGAAACUUCUUCAAAGGAAGUGAAUGUGCUAGCAAGUACCCUAGAUGCCUCAAAUGAAAUGGUCAAUGAUGUUAAAGAUCCGCACAUCAUAGUUUCUGAUUCAUCAGAUGGGAUAAAUGGGGCUGUCCAGAGCCUGGAGGAAGUCACGGAGGUAAGGUCUCAAAUAUUAGCUCGUGAAGAAAGUGUAUCUGCAUCAGACCAGCUAACUGAGGGAACUUUUGCAGUUGAUCAAAGCUCAAUCGAAAAUCAGGUUGGCGAAGAAGUUACUAAGGUGGAGGUUAGUUCUAGGGUAUUGUCCCCUGAAGGUGAUGGGUCUGCUUUUGAGGUGGUUUCUACAACUGAUGGGUUGGAAAAUGUGGGAAAAGAGGAUUUAUCUGGGCAAAUAACCAAUUCUUUCGUGUCAGACAGUGCAAUUAGUGAAGAGGUUGCAAAGAUUCAAGCUGAUGACGCAAUAUCUAAAGAUGAAGUGUUGAUAGUAACACCUAAUGCAGAGAUUGAACCUAUUUCUGCCACAAUAGUUGAAGAAGUGGGAAUUAACCCAGACAACUAUGGAACUAUUACCAGCUCAAACGACCAAAUAGUUUUUCCUACAGUGCAGCAAAGCACAAAUGAAGAAAGUCAGGUCAGUGGUGAAGCGGAAAAGGAGAUCGACAACUUAAAAGUACAGAAUGAACUGAAGGUUGAAACUCCUGGUGCAGAGAGUGAAAUUGCUUCUGCCACACUUAUCGAAGAUGAAAAGGUGGUAUCUGUUCCAGAUAAAUAUGGAACUGUUACGAACUCAAACGGCCAAAACGGUGCAUCCUCCUCAAAGGAGAGCACAGCAGCAGCAGAAGCUAUUUCACCUCUUCUGGUGAAGCAGCUGCGCGAUGAAACAGGAGCAGGAAUGAUGGACUGCAAGAAAGCACUCUCGGAAUCUGGAGGCGACUUGGUUAAAGCUCAGGAGUUUCUCAGAAAGAAAGGUUUAGCAAGUGCAGAUAAGAAAGCCAGUAGGGCCACGGCUGAAGGGAGAAUCGGGGCGUACAUUCAUGAUAGUAGGAUUGGUGUGCUUAUAGAGGUGAAUUGUGAAACAGAUUUUGUAUCUCGGGGCGAGAUUUUUAAGGAGUUGGUUGAUGAUCUAGCCAUGCAAGUGGCUGCAUGCCCUCAAGUACAGUAUCUUGCUACGGAUGAUGUUCCCAAAGAAGCAGUUGAAAAGGAAAGAGAAAUUGAAAUGCAGAAAGAAGAUCUGUUGUCGAAACCAGAGCAGAUAAGAUCCAGGAUUGUUGAUGGGCGGAUUAAAAAGAGGCUUGAUGAUCUGGCACUGCUUGAGCAGCCUUACAUUAAGAAUGAUAAGUUGGUGGUGAAGGAUUGGGUGAAGCAGACAAUUGCAACCAUAGGGGAAAACAUAAAAGUGAAGAGAUUUGAGCGCUUCAACCUUGGAGAAGGUUUGGAGAAAAAAAGCCACGACUUUGCUGCAGAGGUAGCUGCCCAAACUGCCGCAAAAUCUGUAGUGGCGCCUUCACAGCCUGAUGUCGUUGAAGCUGUUGAUAAGCCGCAGAAAGCAACAGUUUCAGCUGCAUUGGUCAAGCAACUUCGGGAAGAAACUGGUGCCGGGAUGAUGGACUGCAAGAAAGCUCUUUCUGAAACCGAAGGAGACCUUGGCAAGGCACAAGAAUACCUCAGAAAGAAGGGUCUUUCAACUGCUGACAAGAAAUCCAGUAGGCUUGCUGCGGAAGGCAGGAUUGGAUCCUACAUUCAUGACUCCCGCAUCGGAGUUCUAAUUGAAGUCAACUGUGAAACUGAUUUUGUGGGCAGAGGUGAAAAAUUCAAGGAGUUGGUAGAUGAUCUGGCAAUGCAAGUUGUGGCUUGCCCACAGGUGCAAUAUGUAUCGAUUGAAGAUGUUCCGGAGAGCAUUGUGAUCAAGGAAAAGGAGCUGGAGAUGCAGAGAGAGGACCUUCAGUCGAAACCUGAGAACAUAAGAGAGAGAAUCGUUGAGGGGAGAAUCUCAAAGAGGCUUGGUGAGGUCGCUCUUUUAGAGCAGCCUUUCAUCAAGAAUGAUAGCAUCCUGGUGAAGGAUUUGGUGAAGCAGACGGUUGCUGCUCUUGGGGAGAACAUAAAAGUCCGGAGAUUUGUGCGAUUUACUCUCGGGGACAUGAAUGAAACUGCAGAAACGGAGAACGAGGCAUGAGAUGCUGAUGAAAUCGACAAAAAGUGAGAAGAUUUAUAGAAUUAAUUCAGGCAGAGUUUUUUUUGUUAUGAUUUCCACUGUUGGGAAAGGCCGAAAAUGGCAAGUUUUUGUUGAGGUUAAGGUACUCUUAGACUUUGAUAUAUAUCAUCCGAUAUGUUCUUUCUUUUUUGGCAAUGAAAGGAAAUCUAUUCAUUUUGUUA
Messenger RNA from Rhododendron vialii, 3984 nucleotides. RefSeq names its product polyprotein of EF-Ts, chloroplastic. Gene Ontology annotation, molecular function: protein binding; translation elongation factor activity. Gene Ontology annotation, cellular component: mitochondrial matrix. Bases 317 to 3784 code for a protein of 1155 amino acids. Lineage: Eukaryota; Viridiplantae; Streptophyta; Magnoliopsida; Ericales; Ericaceae. The record is from RefSeq and is a predicted model, not a curated record. Gene Ontology annotation, biological process: mitochondrial translational elongation. The transcript is spliced from 5 exons.